This is a messenger RNA of Fusarium pseudograminearum CS3096, 1641 nucleotides long. RefSeq lists its product as uncharacterized. Gene Ontology annotation, cellular component: membrane. Gene Ontology annotation, biological process: transmembrane transport. The transcript has 3 exons. Bases 1 to 1641 code for a protein of 546 amino acids. The record is from RefSeq and is a predicted model, not a curated record. Gene Ontology annotation, molecular function: transmembrane transporter activity. NCBI's taxonomy places the organism in Eukaryota, Fungi, Ascomycota, Sordariomycetes, Hypocreales, Nectriaceae.
AUGGAUCGUUUCGACAUCGCGAGCACCGCGUCAAUCCAUGGCGGAAUUAUUCCUCUGGAGCCAGUGAACGACACUAAACUACGAACAGCUAACCUCAAUCAACCAUCUCCUAAGCUCGACACUGAACCCGAUAUCCCUCUGGCAGAAAACAGCAAUGGCAAUGACUCUAGCCAAGGUCAAACGAGUGACCUGGGUAUAUCCAAGACCAGAGGAGUUAUUGUCAUUAUAACUCUUGCUGGCAUCAGCUUUCUCAACACAAUGGGCUCUGGUAUCCUCAUCGCCGCCCUCCCCAAAAUUGCCCAAGACGUUGGUCUAUCUGAGAAUCUCAUCCUUUGGCCCGCGGCAGUAUAUGCUCUUGCAGCAGGAUGUCUUUUACUCAUCUUUGGUGCGAUUGCAGAUGUCGUCGGCGCCAAAUUGAUGUGGGUUACUGGAAGCUUCCUCUUCGUUGUCUUUACCUUGGCUGUUGGACUCGCGCAGACUGGCAUCCAAAUCAUUCUCUUUCGGACAUUGCUCGGGGCUUCUAUCUCGAUGUGUCUUCCCACAGCGGUUAGCCUGAUAUCGAAUACUUUCCCCAAAGGACCCUGGAGGAACGUCGCCUUUGCUAUCAACGGCAUGGGCAGUCCUCUGGGUUAUGCACUAGGCCUUGUUCUCGGAGGCAUCUUCACUGAUACCAUCGGAUGGAGAUGGGCUUAUUACAUGAUGGCCAUCAUCAAUUUCUGUUUAUCGACGGGCGCGAUAUGGUCUUUGCCUUCUGUCUAUACAGCGUCAGAAAGAAAAUGGACGAUAAGACUGAGAUAUGAGAUUGACUGGGUUGGAGCAGCGACGAUGAGCGUGGCACUUGGCAUGCUUCUCUAUGUUCUGGCCAUGAUAUCUUCAUCUUACAAGAGACUCGAUGAUCCUGCCAAUAUCACGCUAUUGACAAUUGCCAUUGUUUUGUUGGCAGCCUUUCCAUUCUGGAUGGACUAUCAAGUCAAGCACGGAAGACCAGCUCUUAUUCCCAACAGUCUAUGGAGAAACCGAUCCUUUACUUCUGUUUGUAUUGCUGUUUUCCUCUGUUGGGCAUCACUCAAUGGUAUCGAAUACUUUACCACCCUUUACUUCCAAAAAGUAGAAGGCCUGUCAGCCCUCCAAAGCUCUCUUCGAUUUCUUCCUCACGUCAUAAUGGGCGUGGCAGUAAAUGUGAUAACCGGUAUUCUCAUCGCCAAGGUCAAAGUGAGAACACUAGCUGUUGUAUCAGCCAUCAUAACCAUGGUGGCAGCACCAUUGAUGGCAACUGUUGACGUAGGCGAAAAUUACUGGCUUGCGCCCUUUUGGGCCAUGUUCCUUUCACCCGUCAACCCAGACGUCCUCUUCACCGUAUCAAAUCUUGUCAUUUCCGACGCUUAUCCCCCUGAGAUGCAGUCCCUCGCUGGUGGUGUCUUCAACGAAGUAGCGCAAUUUGGUAACUCCGUUGGUCUGGCGAUCACUGCUGCUAUUGCUGCAUCCGUCACAGAGCAUUCCGGGAUUACGGCGCGCGAAGAGGCUUUGAUGAAGGGUUACAGAGCCGCGUUCUGGACUAUCUUUGCUAGUUGCUCUACUGUUACUAUUGUGGUUUGGCUUGGGUUGAAGAAAGGGGGGAUCGUUGGCAGGAAGCAGGACUAG